CGGAGCCAAACGGUGCUAUAUAAAACAGCCGCGGAGCGGACAGGUGUCACACACCGCUCUGAGACUGGGGCUUGCAAACAAGGAGUCGACUCGCUCCAAACUUCCAACAACUAGACUCUCUCCGAAAAAACGAAGAUGGUUUCGUCCGGCGUACAGCUGCUCGGAAUCGGCCUCUCCGUCAUCGGCUGGAUCGGAGCCAUCGUGACGUGCGUGCUCCCGAUGUGGCGCGUCACGGCAUUCAUCGGCAACAACAUCGUGGUCGCGCAGACCAUCUGGGAGGGUCUGUGGAUGAACUGCAUCGUGCAGAGCACCGGGCAGAUGCAAUGCAAAGUGUACGACUCCAUGCUGGCACUGCCGAGGGAUCUGCAAGCCGCCCGGGCGCUCACGAUCAUCGGUAUCCUGUUAGCGCUGCUGGCGUUGCUGGUCAGCGUCGCCGGGGCUAAAUGCACCAACUGCGUGGAGGAAGAGUCGGUCAAAUCCCGCGUCGGCAUCGUCUCCGGGGCGCUGUUUGUGAUCGCUGGCUUGCUGUAUAUAAUCCCCGUGUGCUGGUCGGCUAACACGAUCAUCCGCGACUUCUACAGUCCGCUGGUCAGCGAGUCGCAGAAGAGAGAGCUCGGGGCGUCUGUCUUUAUAGGGUGGGGCUCGGCCGCUUUGCUUAUAUUAGGAGGCUGCUUUCUGUGCUGUACGUGCCCGGUUAAGAAUGACCAGCAGUACGGGGCUCGCUACACGGGUGGGACAUCCCGCCCCAGGUCGGAGUACUCACCCAAAAACUAUGUUUAAAGAUCUCCUGGUUUUUAUGAGCUUCACAGACGGGGCGUCGCUGUUCCGAAGAACGUUCACCCCCCGUGUGGGCGUGGUUUAGAAUUUUGGAACGUGAAAAAAGGGUGGAGUCUGUUCUGAUCUUCGGGAAUUCUGAAUGACGUAACUGAUGUAAUUCUCAACGCUUGCUUUAAUUUUAAACAUUGUUGGGUUUUUUUUGUACUGAAUUUAAGUCAAUAAAAUUCGUUUUUAAUUG
This is a messenger RNA of Acipenser ruthenus (sterlet), 1015 nucleotides long. Its product is annotated as claudin-4-like. Lineage: Eukaryota; Metazoa; Chordata; Actinopteri; Acipenseriformes; Acipenseridae. Gene Ontology annotation, molecular function: structural molecule activity. Gene Ontology annotation, biological process: cell adhesion; bicellular tight junction assembly. The record is from RefSeq and is a predicted model, not a curated record. Gene Ontology annotation, cellular component: plasma membrane; bicellular tight junction. Bases 136 to 780 code for a protein of 214 amino acids. The transcript is spliced from 2 exons.